CCCGCACCGUCGCCGCCGCCCCGCCACGACCGCCGCCGCCCUCUGCCUGCAGCCGCCGCCGCCGCCUGCAUCGCCGCCGCCUCGGGACCGGCUGUAUGAUUAGGCCACAAUCUUCAAUGAGUAGACAUAUUCCUCAGUUCUGUGGUGUUCUUGGUCACACAUUUAUGGAGUUUCUGAAGGGCAGUGGAGAUUACUGCCAGGCACAGCACGACCUCUAUGCAGACGAGUGAACUGUAGAGAUUUCUUACUAAUCCACCAAGAAGCCCCGGCAGAGUGGCUCACCUGGACACAGAAGUGGUGAAUUGAAAUCGUAGAGCAUUUUACAAGAGUUCUGACCUGGAUGGGGUAAACUUUAGUGCACUUCCUGUUGCCUCAGUAUUACUGGAUCGAAGGCUUGCUGCUUCUUGUUAGGAGGUUCAUUUCAUUUCCUAGUACUCCCCACACCACACUCAAAGCACUGAGAAGUUCAGCGGAGUAUAUUGAAGUAGACUUCAGUUUCUUGCAUCAUUUUUAUUCAAGUUUUAAAAUUCUUGCAUACCCCUUUUGAGUGUUUUUGUGAGUAAA
Molecule: messenger RNA, 564 nt
Organism: Cavia porcellus (domestic guinea pig)
Lineage: Eukaryota; Metazoa; Chordata; Mammalia; Rodentia; Caviidae
Exons: 2
Coding region: 96-230 (44 amino acids)
Source: RefSeq, a predicted model, not a curated record